AUGCGAAUUCUCUGCCGCAGGACCGUGGCGGCGAUGCUCGCCGACGCGCUGGGCUGCGGCUUCGUCGAGGCGGACGACCACCACUCCCACACCAACAAAGAGAAGAUGAGCAGGGGCGUCCCGCUCACGGACGAGGACCGCCUCCCGUGGCCGGAGUCGCUGCGCGACGCCAUCAGAGAGCGGCUGGACCGCAGCGAGGACGUCGCCGUCAGCUGCUCGGCGCUGCGGCUCAAGUAUCAGCCGAGCGGCGAGACCGGGACGAGCGGCGAGACCGGGACGAGCGGCGCGAGUGCCGUGCAGGCGGCCGGACUGAGCGGCUAUGGCGCACGGGCAUAA
Messenger RNA from Triticum turgidum subsp. durum (durum wheat), 336 nucleotides. The record is from the annotation of a GenBank genome assembly. Lineage: Eukaryota; Viridiplantae; Streptophyta; Magnoliopsida; Poales; Poaceae.